AUGUCCAGCAUCACAGUCUUCAAGGGUUCGGCUAGCGGCAAGGUGGUUCAGCACAAAGCUACCACAAUCCUGGAGCCCCAGGGCAAGCAAGUCCUCAUCGAGGUGACCCACUCCGGCAUUUGCGGUACAGACGAGCACUACCGCAAGCAAGACAUGGUUCUUGGCCACGAAGGCGUAGGCAUCAUCCGUGCCGUCGGUCCCUCUGUUAAGACUUUAAAGAAGGGCGACCGCGUCGGAUGGGGCUAUUGCCAUGGCAGCUGUGGCUCGUGCCGCGAGUGCGACCGUGGCCAGCAACUCUACUGCGAUGAGAGGCAGCUGUACGGCUCGACGAACUUGGACCAGGGUUCAUUCUCGACACACGCGAUGUGGGACGACGAGUUUGUCUUUGGCAUCCCCGACGCCAUCUCAUCGGAAGAAGCUGCGCCGCUCAUGUGCGCUGGCGCUGCCGUCUACUCGGGCCUCAAGUCUGGCAACAUCGGAUGGAACAGCCGAGUCGGGAUCCUCGGGUUCGGCGGACUUGGCCAUCUGGCACUCCAAUUCGCUGCAAAGAUGGGCUGCGAGGUCGUCGUUCUCUCACAUUCGAGCUCAAAGGAGAAAGACGCUCGAUCACUCGGCGCCUCCGAGUUCCACACUCUUUCGAGCAUCGACUCGGACAAGUUCAAGCCUGUCGACUGCCUGCUUCUCUCAGGAGCACAGCAGCCCGACUGGAACAAGGUCGUUCCCCUCGUGCGCCGUGGUGGUAGCAUCAUGGCCAUGACUGUCGACAUGUCCGAGCUCAAUGUGCCCUACAUGCUGCUAGUCAUGAACGCGAUUGCGAUUCGUGGCAGUCUCCCUACCCCGCCCGUCCUGCAUCGCGAGAUGCUCGAUUUUGCGGCUUUCCACGGCAUUCGGCCAAUCGUCCAGUCCUUCCCUUUUACCGAGGAAGGCAUUAACGAAGCGCUAGAGCGCCUGGGCAAGGGGGAGAUUAGAUACCGGGCGGUAGUUGCGCGGGCUUAG
Cutaneotrichosporon cavernicola is the source of this 996-nucleotide messenger RNA. RefSeq lists its product as uncharacterized. The record is from RefSeq and is a predicted model, not a curated record. Gene Ontology annotation, molecular function: zinc ion binding; alcohol dehydrogenase (NADP+) activity. Gene Ontology annotation, biological process: alcohol metabolic process. The transcript has 2 exons. Lineage: Eukaryota; Fungi; Basidiomycota; Tremellomycetes; Trichosporonales; Trichosporonaceae. Bases 1 to 996 code for a protein of 331 amino acids.